CAUUGCAUCCACUUCCUUGUCAGUCAGUUUUGCCACAGUCAAAGAUCUGAAUUUCUCCCACUGCUAAAAUGAUCGCCUACAAAGUGACCAUUGAGACUGGGACAAUUUGGGGUGCAGGAACCUGGAGUUAUGUUUACUGCACCUUGAUCGGAGAGAAGGGAGUGAGCCACAAGGCCAGCGUCAACCGAUGGCUGCAUUUUGAUCUGAAGCAAGGAUCUGUGGGUCACUACAAAAUUGCAAGUGAUCGAUACCUUGGAGCCAUUUAUUUUGUGGAGCUGCCGUUCAUCGGUCAAGAUUGCUGGUUCUGCUGCUGUGCGAUGGUGGAGAUUCCUGAGGGAAACCUCUUCUAUUUCCCCUGCUACGAGUGGCUAGCAAACAAUAACAUACACCUCCAGGAAGGAACCGCGAAGAGAUUCCACGAUGAUUCUAUGGUGUCCCAGCUUCAGUUGCAUCGCCAAGCUGAACUGUGGGAGAAACAGCUGCACUGCCGGUGGAGGAAAUUACCCUCAAAAAUGCCAAAGUGUAUUGAUACUGGAUCGUUGGUGAGCUCCCUGUGGGUUUGAGGUUCAGUUGUGAGAAAGAACUCUGUUUGAACUCUCUGUGGCAGAGAGUGUUUGCCAAAGAUCAUUGAGAAGGAAGAUUGGUUUAUCGAAAAGCAGUUCUUGAACGGCUUCAACCCAGUCCUGAUAGAGAAAUGCAACAAAAUCCCACCGUGCUUCUGUGUGACAGAUGAUAUGGCCAAGAUGUCUCUCGGAACUCCACGCUGAAGCAAGAAAUGGAGUACAUUUAUUUUCAAUCUAUCACAGAAUUGCCAAAGUGUUAUGGUACUGAUGGAGGUCAUUGUGCCCAUCAUGUCUGCACCGGCUCUUCAAUAACCAUCAUUACCAAGUGUAGAUCUGCUUUUUUCUGCAUCUUUGUACAUUAUUUCUAUACAGAUAAUCAUCCAAUGCCCUCUUGUGACUCAUUGGAACCUAUCUUCGCCACACUUACAGGCCAUGCAUUCCACACCCAAACCACUCACUGAGAAAAAAACGUUUUUCUCACGUUAUACUCGCACCUUUUGCAAUUCAUUUUAAAUCUAUGCCCUCUUGUUCUCAUUUCUUUCACAAAUGGGAACAGUUUGUCCCUAUCUACUCAAUCCAGCUGCUCAUGGUUUUGAAAGUCUCUAUCAGAUUUACUGUUUUUUUUCUCCAGGGAGAAUAGUCCUAACUUCUUCAAUCCAUCUUCGUACUGAAGUUCCUCAUCCCUGAAAGAUACAGUUGCUUUAGAAGAAAUUAGGAGAAGAUCCAUAUGACUCAUUCCUGAGUUGGAAAUCUUAUCUUAUGAUCAGAGUUUUGAAAUGGUUUGGCCUAAACCCACUGGAGAUUACCAUAGGCAAUUUUAUUGAAACACAUAAGAGCUUGAGCGGAGUGGAGGAUGUUUCUACAACUAGGGAAAAUAGUUUAAAAAUGGGGAGGUGGAGUGAUGGUACUGUCUCUGGAUGAGGAUCAGGCUAAAGUCCUGGGGACCAAGGUUCAAAUUUCACCUCCACAGGUGGUGAAAUUUAAAUUCAAUUAAUACAUCUGGAAUUGAAAGGUAGUCUCAGUAACAAUCAUCAUGUUUUUAUACACAGUUAUAAAAAUUCAUUAGUUCAUUAAUUUUCUUUAGGGGAAGGAAAUCUGGUGCCUUUAUCUAGUCUGGCCUAAGCUUGACUCUAGACUCACAGCCAAAGGGUUGAUUCUUUACUGCUGUCUGAAAUGGCCCAAAAAGAUGCUACUUUCAAAGACUUUAAAUAUCAAUUUACCUAGCGACCUGUAAUUGGAUGAAAUGUGGGUUCCAGCAGUCUUGCUAAAAGAAUAAGGCCUUAAAUUAAAGCAAACAACAAUAGACUUUGAUGUGCAUCAGAACGUGAUACAGUCCAAAUGCACAACAUAUAUUCUAACAAGUAGAAUUGACGUGGUAAAUAUGGGUAAACUGUGAUUGAACACCCAACAGUGCACAUUAAACAGUAUGUGCCUUUAAGAGGGUGUCAGAAGACAGGAACCUGGGAAUCGUCUGCAUAAAUCACUGAAGGCGACAGCAAAAUUGGGGUCCCAGGCUUUAUAAAUAGAAACAGAAUAUGAAAUCAAGGAAGAUAUGGUGAACCUUCAAUGAACACUGGAUUUGCCUGAAAUGGAGUAUUCUCAGUCCUAGACUUUAGCAGGGAUUUGAAAACACAAGUGAAGUUGGCAAAAAGAUUUGCAAGACAUCCAUCCUUUCCCAGGAUGAGGAACUUCAGUGACAAGAGAAGGCUGAGCGGAGGUUGAUUCAGGAUGUUCCAAAUCAGGUGGGGCCUGUUCAGAGUAGACAGGAACAAACUGGUCCCAUUGAUGGGAGGAUCGAGAACCAAGCAGCCACAGAUUUAAUAUGAAAGGCAAAAGAAGUAAUUGCAACAAGAGCAAGAUCUGAAUGAAACAGGAGUGCUUAGGAUCUGGAAUGCAUUGACUGAGAGUGUGAGGUAGAUAGAUUCAUUUGUGGCUCUCAGCAGGGAAUUGGAUCAUUACAUAAAGACAAAAAAAUGAUGGGACUAUAGCAGGAAGUUGUGGGGAGUGUGACAAGGUGAUUUGCUUUUGCAGAGUCAGCACAGGCAGCAGACUAAAUGGCUUUUCUCUGUGCUGUAACUGUCCUAUAAAGUUUUGGGAUGUAGGAUUAUCAGUCUGAUAACAUAACUAACAAUGGCAUUUAGGUACCAUUUUCACAUUCCAAAGAGCCGUGCACCCAAGAAGUUACUUUUGGACUUGCAGUCACAAUUGCCAUGUAGGCAAAUAAUGCAUUUUAAUUUUGCAUGGCAAUGCCAUACAGAUUAGCAAUGAAAGAAAGAUCAGUUAAUCUGUUGCUAUUGCUCUUCAUUAGCAAGAAAAGCAGGAAGAAUAGCAGUGUCUGUCUUCAUACAGAGCCAUGGGAAUCUUGUACAUUCACCCACAUGGUCACAGCCAUACAGUAUGAUAGCAUAAAAAUAAUCCUUCAGUCCAUUGUGUCCACCCCAAUCAUCAAGCACCUAUCUACUCUAAUCCCAUUUCCCAGCACUUAGCCGUUAGCCUUGUAUGCCAUGACUUUACAAGCUUUAAAAUAAAUACUUCCUAAAUGUUA
This is a messenger RNA of Hemiscyllium ocellatum (epaulette shark), 3108 nucleotides long. Its product is annotated as polyunsaturated fatty acid 5-lipoxygenase-like. Lineage: Eukaryota; Metazoa; Chordata; Chondrichthyes; Orectolobiformes; Hemiscylliidae. The record is from RefSeq and is a predicted model, not a curated record. The transcript has 5 exons. Gene Ontology annotation, molecular function: protein binding. The coding region runs from base 69 to 563 and encodes 164 amino acids.